GUUGCACUUAGCUUGUACAGUGGAGGAAGAUUGACAGGCAACAGGAGCUUUACAUUCAUUACAAAGUCUUUCCUUAUAACCAAACCAGAAGAUGGGCAAAAAGAGUCGUGUGAAGACUCAGAAAUCAGGGACGGGUGGGACGACUGUGGUGUCUCCCAAAGAGAUGAUGAACCUGAUCUCUGAACUCCUGCAAAAAUGCAGCGCUGCAGCUCCCUCCCCGGGUAAGGAAUGGGACGACUACGUCCAGAUCCGCACCCUAGUGGAGAAAAUCCGAAAGAAACAGAAAGGAAUGUCUGUGGUGUUCGAGGGCAGCAGGGAGGAUUACUUUCCUGAGCUCAUGACCUGGGCAGCAGAAUGCGGCGCUUCAUGUGAAUGCUUCGAGAUCGCCAACUUUGGAGACGAAGGAUACGGAUUAAAGGCCACCAAAGACAUCAAGGCUGAAGAGUUGUUUCUGUGGAUUCCCAGGAAGAUGCUGAUGACCGUUGAAUCUGCCAAAAACUCCGUCCUCGGUCCUCUGUACAGUCAGGACCGGAUCCUGCAGGCCAUGGGUAACGUCACCCUGGCACUUCAUCUUCUCUGUGAACGGGCCGACCCGGUAUCCCCCUGGCUCCCCUACAUCAAAACGCUGCCCGCUCACUACGACACUCCGUUAUACUUUGAGGAGGAGGAGGUGCAACACCUGCUGGCCACCCAGGCCAUCCAGGACGUGCUGAGCCAGUACAAGAACACAGCCCGCCAGUACGCCUACUUUUACAAAGUCAUUCACACUCAUCCCAACGCCAGCAAACUGCCCCUGAAGGAUGCUUUCACCUUUGACGACUACAGAUGGGCUGUAUCGUCUGUGAUGACCCGUCAGAACCAGAUUCCUACAGAAGACGGCAGUCGGGUGACUCUGGCUCUGAUUCCUCUGUGGGACAUGUGCAAUCACACCAAUGGUCUGAUUACGACUGGUUACAACCUGGAAGAUGACCGAUGUGAAUGUGUCGCCCUGCACGACUAUAAAGAAAAUGAGCAGAUCUACAUUUUUUACGGUACGAGGUCCAACGCUGAGUUUGUCAUCCACAACGGCUUUUUCUUCGAGGACAACGCACACGACCGGGUGAAGAUCAAACUGGGCGUCAGUAAGAGCGAGCGGCUUUACGCCAUGAAGGCCGAGGUUCUCGCUCGCGCUGGAAUCCCCGCGUCCAGCGUCUUCGCCCUGCACUGCAACGAGCCGCCUAUAUCGGCGCAGCUUCUGGCCUUCCUGCGCGUCUUCUGCAUGACGGAAGAGGAACUCAGGGACUACCUGGUGGGCGAGCAUGCCAUCAACAAGAUCUUCACACUGGGAAACGCAGACUUCCCCGUCAGCUGGGAGAACGAGAUCAAGCUGUGGACGUUUCUGGAGACGAGAGCUGCUCUCCUCCUCAAGACCUACAAAACCACGUCUGAGGAGGACCGCUCUAUGCUGGAGAAGCCUGACCUGUCUCCACAUUCCCGUAUGGCUGUGAAGCUGCGCCUGGCCGAGAAGGAGAUCCUGGAGAGGGCGGAGUCCAGCGGCCGUGGCAAGCGCCUGCACUUCCAGAAACAGCUGGAUGACGGAGCUCCGUUGCCCGUCUACGAGGAGAGCGACAUCUCUCUGCUGGAGAACGCUGAUGCCAAACUGCCCAUCGUAUUGAGCCAGCUGGAGGAGGACGAGGAAGGGCAGGCGGAGACGCCACUCCUCAACGGAGAGGGCAAGGAGGGAGAAAAGAGCAAGUCGAAGAAAAAAAAGAGCAAGUCGCAGAAAGGGAAGGCGACCGCAGGGGAGACCAGUUCUUCCCAUCGAACUGAAGGAGUAAAAGAGGAAUAGUAACGGCCGAGGCUCGGCACAAUCACGGCUACUGCUAUCUAUUUAUUUUUGUUGUAAGUAACUGAAAAAUGAAAGCAGUGGAAGCAAUCGUAACCAGAAGAAUUCAGUUUACUUCACUUGUAUUGCUUUUUUAUAUAGAUAUCUGCUAAAACCUUUAGUAAAACCAGUAUGUGUGAA
Trichomycterus rosablanca is the source of this 2005-nucleotide messenger RNA. It is a transcript of the gene setd3, whose product is annotated as SET domain containing 3, actin histidine methyltransferase. Gene Ontology annotation, biological process: actin modification; peptidyl-lysine trimethylation; peptidyl-lysine monomethylation. Gene Ontology annotation, molecular function: protein-L-histidine N-tele-methyltransferase activity; protein-lysine N-methyltransferase activity; protein binding. The coding region runs from base 92 to 1828 and encodes 578 amino acids. The record is from RefSeq and is a predicted model, not a curated record. Lineage: Eukaryota; Metazoa; Chordata; Actinopteri; Siluriformes; Trichomycteridae. The transcript is spliced from 13 exons.